Messenger RNA from Hemibagrus wyckioides, 1177 nucleotides. It is a transcript of the gene pithd1, whose product is annotated as PITH (C-terminal proteasome-interacting domain of thioredoxin-like) domain containing 1. Gene Ontology annotation, cellular component: nucleus. The coding region runs from base 335 to 973 and encodes 212 amino acids. The record is from RefSeq and is a predicted model, not a curated record. The transcript has 6 exons. Lineage: Eukaryota; Metazoa; Chordata; Actinopteri; Siluriformes; Bagridae.
CAAUCACAAUAUACCUUAAUUACCAUAAAGUAACACAGUUCGCAUGAUUAUUUCUGAUCGCGUAACGUGAAAAGCGGCGAAAUGGCGCACGACAUGACGUCACUCGCACGUAUAAGUUCGGCGACUAUAAACGCUGCACGCGAUUGGUCACCCCCCUGACCACUCCGAGAGGCAGUUCUUGUUAUUUUGUGGAGUUUUUUGCGCAUUGCAUUAUUGUACCUGGGUUAAAAAAGGUAUCGCGACAAACGCUGAUUUGUUUCAGGAAGUGGGUACGUUCUAGUUUCAGAGUGUAAAAGUACCUUUUUUUUUGUACUGCUUUGACAGACCAUAUGCUAUGUCUGGACACGGGCAUGGGCACGGACAUGGGCAUGGUCACGGGUGUUGUGAAGAUGAACAUGAACCCGCUGAACGUGGUGUGGAGUAUGGACUGUACAGACGCAUUGACAUCGAGAAGCUGCAGUGUCUCAAUGAGAGCCGAGAUGGAGACGGAAAACUCGUGUUCAAGCCCUGGGACCAGCGUACAGACAGGGACAAGUUUGUAGAGAGUGAUGCUGAUGAGGAACUCCUGUUCAACAUCCCGUUUACUGGAAGUGUAAAGCUGAAAGGGAUUAUCCUUUCUGGAGAAGAUGAUGAGUCUCACCCAGCUGAAAUGAGGCUAUACAAGAACAUACCGCAGAUGUCAUUUGAUGAUACAAGCAGAGAACCAGAACAAGCAUUUCGUAUUAACAGGGAUCCACUGGCUGAACUGGAGUAUCCAACUAAGAUUGCACGCUUUUCUAACGUCAACCACUUGUCUAUUCAUAUUCCUCGAAACUUUGGGGCUGAUUCUACUCGUGUCUACUACAUUGGACUUCGGGGAGAAUAUGCUGAGGCUCACAGACAUGAAGUGACCAUCUGUAACUAUGAGGCAGCAGCAAAUCCAGCAGAUCAUAAAUUGGAAGCGAUUACUCCGCAGACACACUUCAUUUCAUGACAGAUCAUAUCAUAUGAGCUUAAGUUGUCUUGUGGAGUGGAGAGUGGAUAGGUGUGGAUGAAUUUUGAUAUUGAGGUAUUAAUUCGAUCACAGAUUUACAUUAAGAGAAGAAACAUGUUUGGAGAGGAAUCGUGAUUGCUCAUGGAGCAGUUCAGCUGAAACUUUUUUGUGUGCCAAUAAAUAUUCUGAGAUGGAGAAAAAGCA